AUGGAGAGACAAGCUUCAACUUUAUACAAUGCUCUUGCCGCAAGAGGGCAUGAAAUUCAUGUUUUCACGGUGCCAGGAGACCUCACCAAGGCAUCCAUGAAGGCAACCGUCCAUAUCCACUUUGCAGCAAAUGAUCAUGGCUCGGUUAAUUGCUCUCUAGCAUUUGAUAUAUUCAAUCAAGAAAACAUAGCUGGUGCGUUUGAUUAUGUGCACAGUGAGAGUGUCUCACUGCCUUAUUGGCGUGCAAGAACAUUGCCAAAAGUGGCAGUAACUCCAAAAGUGGCAGUAACUCCUUAUGCACUCCAAGUAAUUCCAAGAGCUUCUUUCAAACCCAAAUGGGGAAUUUCCAGGACCCAUGACUGA
Ilex paraguariensis (yerba mate) is the source of this 363-nucleotide messenger RNA. The record is from the annotation of a GenBank genome assembly. Lineage: Eukaryota; Viridiplantae; Streptophyta; Magnoliopsida; Aquifoliales; Aquifoliaceae.